This is a messenger RNA of Nannospalax galili (Upper Galilee mountains blind mole rat), 1660 nucleotides long. It is a transcript of the gene Hsd11b1l, whose product is annotated as hydroxysteroid 11-beta dehydrogenase 1 like. The transcript has 8 exons. Gene Ontology annotation, cellular component: intracellular membrane-bounded organelle. The record is from RefSeq and is a predicted model, not a curated record. NCBI's taxonomy places the organism in Eukaryota, Metazoa, Chordata, Mammalia, Rodentia, Spalacidae. The coding region runs from base 115 to 957 and encodes 280 amino acids. Gene Ontology annotation, molecular function: oxidoreductase activity.
GAAAUGUAGUCCAGUCCGAGCCAAAAGGGGUGACGGCGCGGUGGGGGUCUGGAAGGACGACGGGUGGAGCCGGGGGGAAGAUGCUGGAGAGUACCCCCACGCCCGCGCGAGGCAAUGAACAUCCCUGUGAGACUGGGGGCCCUGUUCUUCACCCUCUAUUGGGAUGACAACUUUGACCCAGGGAGCCGAGUCCUGCUGACUGGGGCCAGCACAGGAGUUGGUGAGGAACUGGCCUAUCAGUACGCCCGCCUGGGCGCCCACCUGGUGCUCACGGCCACCACUGAAGCCCUCCUGCACAAGGUGGUCGGAAACUGCAGGAAGUUGGGCGCCCUGAAGGUCUUCUACAUUGCAGCAGACAUGGCCUCCCCCGAGGCACCCCAGCACGUGGUGCAGUUUGCGCUGGACAAGCUGGGGGGUCUGGAUUACCUCGUGCUGAACCACGUCGGAGGCGCUCCGGCCGGACUGAGAGCCCGAAGCGCCAAGGCCACCCGCUGGCUCCUGCAGGUGAACCUACUGAGCUAUGUGCAGCUGACGUCGUGUGCGCUGCCCAGCCUGGCCGCCAGCCGCGGCUCCCUAGUGGUCGUGUCCUCUGUGCUCGGCCAUGUGCCUGCGUACUUCUCCAGCCUGUACUCGGCGGCCAAGUUCGCGCUGGACGGCUUCUUUGGCUUCCUGCGGCGGGAGCUGGACGUGCAGGACGUGAACGUUGCAAUCACCUUGUGCGUCCUGGGCCUGCGCGAGCGUACCUCGGCCACCGAGGGCGUCAGGGGCAUCGGCAGUGCCAGGGCUGCCGCGGGACCCAAGGCAGCCCUGGCUGUGAUCCGUGGAGGUGCCACGUGGGCUUCAGGCGUCUUCUACCCGUGGCGUUUCCACCUGCUGUGUGUGUUGCGGGGUUGGCUGCCGCACCCGCCUGCGUGGUUCAUCCGCCAGGACCUCAACGUCUCCAUCGCAGCAGCCUGAGCUCUGGGGCCCCGGGGCAGCGCAUCUUCGCAGCUGUCUAGUGCAGCUACGCCCAGAGCCAGGAAGCUCGGAUUGACUUCUGACAUCUGCUCAUAGAAUUCAAGGUGCACAGGGCCUCUGUAGGAACUUGCUGGACCCAAGGCUCCAGAGGAGCAGGGCUUGGGGAGUGUACUUUGGGCUGGAUCCAGUCCUCCCUUCAUAAUAAAAGUUCGCUUCUCUGGUAUGCAUCUAUUGAAACUUCUCAGGCCAUAGUGGAGGGUGGGAGGCUGAGGUGAGAGGACGGAAGCCACCUUGGGCUACAUGAGAACUCAGUUGGUAGAAUGCUUGCCUAGUAUUCACGAAGCCCAACCCAGUACUGCACAAAAUACUGUGAUGGUGCAUACCUGUCAUCCCAGCACUCGGGAAGUAGAGACAGCCGGAUCAUGGCCUGGUCUACAUAGUGAGUUCCAGGCCAGCCAGUGCUACAUAGUGAGGCCCUGUCUGAAAAAACAAAAACCAGUCUUGAGAUUGUGAGAUGACUCAGCAGAUACAGGGGCUUGCUGUACAAGGUUACAUUCCUGACAACCUGAGAUUGGUCCCUGGAACCGACGUGGAGGAAAGAGAGAACCAACUCCAGCACGUUGUUCACCACGUGCUGUGGUACGUGCAUGCGCUCAGGCAGACACAGACACAGUGACACACACACACAAACACGGAGACACAC